Messenger RNA from Malassezia restricta, 1713 nucleotides. Its product is annotated as PHD finger domain protein. Gene Ontology annotation, cellular component: RSF complex. Gene Ontology annotation, biological process: regulation of DNA-templated transcription. The transcript is spliced from 3 exons. The coding region runs from base 1 to 1713 and encodes 570 amino acids. The record is from RefSeq and is a predicted model, not a curated record. Lineage: Eukaryota; Fungi; Basidiomycota; Malasseziomycetes; Malasseziales; Malasseziaceae.
AUGGCGUCAGAUAUCCCGAGUGCCACGGUCCUGGCUGUGCGUCGCUCUUGGAAAUUUGCAGCCAUAUGUCAAUUUUUGUUCACUUUUGAUGUGGCACUCGCAUUGGACGGAUUCCAUACGCAGCGUCUGGAAACGGCGCUAGAUCUGGGGCAAAUGGGCUAUAUUUCGUGGCUUUGUACACGUUUACUCUCUUUCUUGACACAAAAUCGUCGUCUUACUGAAAGUGAUUGGGAAGAUGCAUUUCGAUACCAGUGGAGUAUCCGCGCAUCAUCGUCUGAACCGGCGCCACUUGGCACAUUAGAGGACCCGGUAUCUUGGGACCAGCUUGAUAUAAUCAACAAACUAACUUGUUUACACAGUCUAUGUGAAUGGCAGCUUGAAAUACCUGAGAGGCUCCGAGCCAAAAACGACUCUGAAGAAGAGGCAGUGACGUGGCGUGUGAUGCCAGUGGGAUGGGAUAGACAUGGCAACACGUACUGGCUUUUUGAUGAUAACCGUCUCUGGAUUCAACGAUUGCCGAUUCAGCGAUCAAAAAGUAAACAAAAACGCGCUCAUUCCACGAAAAAUACAUCCACAUCAAAAAAGGCCCGAGCGAUGCCGCCGCCACCACCGCCUGCUGGCCGACGUUCGUCUAGGCUCAGUAGUAUCAAAAAGGAUUCUAUUGGCCCCCAGGAUCUGUUUGAUUCGGACUCGGAACUGUCGCCGCCUCCUGAUGAUGAUGAUGAUACGAGCGACACGAAAGACGCGCACGAACCAUGGUUCGAAUUCGAAACAAUUUGCAUUACUCGUCAUGAAUGGCAAGCUUUUGUGGACCGUUUUGCAAAGUCAAAACACCCAGAUGAACGGAAUAUGUAUAACUACAUUAGCAAGGAGAUAUUGCCCCCGAUCCUCGAGGUAAUCCAUGCGGAAGAGAAGAGACUUGCCAUCGAAGCAGCGCUUUCUAAUCGUAAGCGCAGUAGCCGCAUUGCAUUGCGGGAUAGCGAGCGUGAGCAGCGCGAACGGGAAGAAGCAGAACUUCGUGAACAAAAAGCACGUGCAGCAGCAGCAGUUCAAGCUGAGCGUGAACGUGUUAUGCGCGAAGCUGUAGAGCAACAGACGCAAAAAAGUCGCGAGGACCGACUUCGUGAGCGUAGCGAACGGCUGCUUGCGAGGGAACGCAUGAUACACGAACGUAUGGCCCAAGAAGAAUCGAGAAAAACUGCUGAUGCAUGGCGCCUUCGUUGUGAAAUUUGCACGAUGGAUGAAAUGAACCCAGCCGAGUCACGGCCUGUGGUGGCUUGUGAAAAGUGCGGCAACUGGCAACACGCGAGUUGUUGGGAAGAAGAAGACCGGCGACACAAUGUACAGCCGCGUAAUUGGGAUGACACUACCUUUGUGUGUCGCCAUUGUGAUUCUCCCUCCACGCCUGAUAAAGCACCGACACUAGCUGUUUCUACCGAGAUGCAUGAUGAAUCUUUGACGUCAACACCAGGUCCUGUGCCGCCAGUGCAGCCUGCUUUGCUGCAGCGCGACUCGACCCAGGCCACUACCAUGUCACCGCUGCAUUUUUCGGCAACUAAUACUACGCUGCAACGCAUCACAUCACCGACGCUGAAGCCGCAGUUGAGUCCGCCAGGAUCUUUUCCCCUGCGAACGCAACAUCUGCGUUCACCGCUCUCACAGCCUGUGGAGCCAGAUUCGAAUCCUCCAGCUAUCUCCCUCGAUUCACCAUAG